UUUCUUGAAAGUUCUUGAAGGUGACAGUAAAUCUCCUGUGUACAACUUUUAUAUCUUUUCAACUUUUUCUCUCUCUACUAGCAUGACCCAGUCUUCGAAUUCCAAUACCAAUAGCAACAACUGUGCUAAAACCAUCAAAUUCAUCUGCAGUUAUGGCGGCAAAAUUGCCCCACGCACCACCGAUUGUAAGCUCCGUUACGUCGGCGGAUACACUCGAGUCCUCUCCGUUAAUCGUUCUAUCACAUUUGCAGAUUUGAUGGUGAAAUUUGGGGAAUGUUGUGGUUCAUCAAUUAAUUUGAAGUGUAAGUUACCGAGCGAAGAUUUGGAUGUGUUGGUUUCAAUCAAAUCUGACGAGGACCUUGAGAAUGUGAUUGAAGAAUACAAUAGAGUUUCGCCGGGAACAAAAAUCAGAGCCUUGCUUUUCCCGAUGAACUCGAAGAAAAACUCUUCUCCUGUUUCGUCUUUCGAUUUCCCGUCCGUGCUGAAACCGCGCAAAUCAGUUCCUGCCACCGCGUCUUACUAUUAAGGGCCUCCGCUACAUUUCUAUGAAGGAAGGUGCCAUAGGCAGCAUUUGUACCAUGUCCCUCACUGGAAUUAUCGUCAUUCUCAAAAGGAGUAGUUUGCAAAAAUGGGAAGUUUGAAUACAGAAACAGUGAAUUUUACACUUGAAAAUACAAAAGCUUUUUGAAUUAGAAACUAAAAACUGAAGUAAAUUUGCAGUGCAAUGUGAAUUAAACCGUGAAUUUUGAUGUUGAGAAUUGAGAUUCAAGAAUUUUUGGCA
Molecule: messenger RNA, 781 nt
Organism: Olea europaea var. sylvestris
Lineage: Eukaryota; Viridiplantae; Streptophyta; Magnoliopsida; Lamiales; Oleaceae
Exons: 2
Coding region: 83-526 (147 amino acids)
Molecular function (GO): protein binding
Source: RefSeq, a predicted model, not a curated record